Tuber melanosporum (Perigord truffle) is the source of this 3431-nucleotide messenger RNA. RefSeq lists its product as uncharacterized. Gene Ontology annotation, molecular function: protein binding; serine-type endopeptidase activity. Gene Ontology annotation, biological process: proteolysis. The record is from RefSeq and is a predicted model, not a curated record. Bases 1 to 3009 code for a protein of 1002 amino acids. The transcript is spliced from 14 exons. NCBI's taxonomy places the organism in Eukaryota, Fungi, Ascomycota, Pezizomycetes, Pezizales, Tuberaceae.
AUGGAAACGAACGGCGAUUCAAGGGCAAAGCGGAAGCACCCCGGAUCUCCGCCUACCGACCGGCCUACCAAACAUCUUCGCGAUGACUCCUUUGGAACUGACCACGACGACAUUCACUUGCCUGGGGAUGAGGAGCAGGCCUUUGUUGCCCUGGAGACUAGACUUCUACCGCCCACGGUGGCGACCCAUGAUUCCGCGGAAUGGCAAAAAACUAUUGAGGAGGUUGUCAGGAACGUGGUCAGCAUACGAUUCUGUCAAACGUGCUCAUUCGAUACGGAAUCUGCCAUCACUAGCGAAGCUACGGGCUUUAUUGUCGACGCUGAGAGAGGUUACAUCUUGACGAAUCGUCAUGUUGUGUGCGCCGGGCCUUUUUGGGGAUACUGUGUCUUUGAUAAUCAUGAAGAGUGUGACGUUUAUCCCGUCUAUAGAGAUCCUAUUCACGAUUUCGGUAUUCUUAGAUUUGAUCCGAAGGCCAUCAAGUACAUGCCCGUUGGCGCUCUUCAGCUUCGGCCUGAUCUUGCGCGGGUCGGCGCUGAAAUUCGAGUUGUCGGCAAUGAUGCCGGGGAGAAGCUUAGCAUCUUGUCGGGAGUAAUCAGCCGAGUGGAUAGGAAUGCACCCGAUUACGGUGAUGGCUACAAUGACUUUAACACAAAUUACAUUCAGGCUGCCGCUUCGGCUAGCGGUGGGAGCUCUGGGAGUCCAGUCGUUAACAUCGAUGGGUAUGCCGUAGCUCUACAGGCUGGGGGUACCGCGACCGACUACUUCUUGCCCCUUGAUAGGCCUCUUCGUGCUCUUGAAUGUAUCCAGAAUGGCAGACCUGUUACUCGUGGAACCAUACAAACACAAUGGCUAACAAAACCGUUUGAUGAGUGCCGUAGGGUUGGGCUGAGCCCUGAAUGGGAGGCUGCUGUGAGGAAAGGGUUCCCGAAAGAGAUUGGGAUGCUUGUAGCUGAAGUCGUACUCCCCGGGGGCCCUGCUCAUGGCCAUAUCGAAGAGGGCGACAUCUUGAUCAAAGUCAAUGGAGCUUUGAUCACCAAGUUUGUUGGCCUAGAUGAGAUAUUGGACAACUCUGUCGGAAGGAAGGUCAAGAUGCUGGUGGAGCGGGGAGGAAAAGCGAUGGAUAUUGAACUCGAUGUCGGGGAUCUUCAUGCUAUCACCCCCGAUCGCUUUCUUACCGUCUGCGGGGCCUCCUUCCAUGAUCUAUCUUACCAAUCCGCUAGGCUUUAUGCCAUUCCGGUCCGGGGGGUCUACGUUUGUGAGCCGGCGGGUUCGUUCCGGUUUGACGGGAUGGACAAAGGGUGGAUUAUUGAGUCCCUUGACAAUAAAAAAACCCCAAAUCUUAAUGAAUUUAUAGAAGUAGUGAAGAAUAUACCAGAUCGGUCUAGAGUUGUCGCAACUUAUCGCCACCUGCGUGACCUUCACACCAUGCACACCUCAAUUCUCUAUAUUGACCGUCACUGGACUACCAAAAUGAGGAUGGCUAUCCGUAACGAUAUCGCUGGACUGUGGGACUUUUCGGAUAUUGCGGAUCCUAAGCCUCCUGUUCCCCUUGCUCCAAGCUCAGCCCAGUUUAUAAGGUUGGAUAAUGUGGGUUACCCAGCAGCUAGUGACCUGGUGCGUAGUUUCGUUCGGAUCUCGUGUGUCAUGCCAAUAAAGUUGGACGGAUUUCCUCGAGCGAGAAAGACUGGGUUUGGUUUAGUCGUGGACGCCGAGAAAGGGUUGGUAGUUGUGUCCAGAGCUGUAGUGCCCUAUGAUUUAUGUGACAUCUCUAUCACCGUUGCCGAGUCAAUUGUCGUGGAGGGCAAAGUCCUGUUUUUGCAUCCUCUGCAGAAUUAUGCAGUUGUGCAGUAUGAUCCGACGCUAGUGAAGGCACCUGUUCAAUCCGCUAAGCUCAGCGGUGAACAUAUCACUCAAGGCGCAUCGGCAAUGUUCUUGGGCUUUAACCAAAACCUCAGAGUAGUUGUUGCCAAGACUUCUGUUACCGAUAUCACUACCGUUGCGGUUCCUGCCAACAGUUCUGCGCCCCGUUACCGAGCGAUCAAUGUUGAUGCGAUCACAGUCGACACUAGCCUUAGCGGCCAGUGUGGAAGCGGCGUUCUUGCUGAUGCAGGUGGAACUGUUCAGGCGCUGUGGCUUACUUACCUUGGGGAGCGAACUCAUAGUAACAAGGAUGUCGAGUACCAUCUUGGCUUGGCUACACCUUCCCUACUCCCGGUCAUUCGUCAGUUACAGAAUGGCAUAAUACCCAAGCUAAGAAUGCUUAAUGUUGAACUGCACUUGGUGCACAUGAGCCAAGUUCGGAUUAUGGGUGUCUCGGAAGAGUGGAUCCGCAGAGUUGAGCAGGAUAACCCCGAGCGCCACCAGUUGUUCAUGGUCCGAAAGGUCGAAUGCGGCCAUUCUCAGACUCUGGAAGAAGGAGAUGUCAUCUUGAGUAUUAACGGGAAAGUGAUGACAAGAAUAACAGAGCUAGACGUUAUGUACGAUCAUGAGUACCUGGACAUGGUUGUGGUGAGGAACUGCGAAGAGAUGAUAUUGAGAGUGCCCACUGUCCCAACCGACGAUUUGGAGACCGAUCGCGCUGUCAUAUUCUGUGGUGCUGUUUUGCAUCGCCCUCAUCAUGCUGUACGCCAACAAAUAAGUACCCUGCACUCUGAGAUCUAUGUUUCGGCACGGACUCGGGGUUCCCCGGCGUAUCAAUACCAGCUUGUGCCGACAAAUUUUAUUGUCGGUGUCAACGGAGUCAAGAUUUCUGAUCUUGAUUCUUUCUUGCACGAGGUCUCGAAGAUACCGGAUAAUACCUAUUUGAGACUGAGAAUCAUUACCUUUGAUAAUAUUCCAUUCGUGAUUACUAUCAAGAAGAACGAACAUUAUUUCCCCACCAUGGAAUUCAUAAAGGACCCUUCUGAGCCCUGCGGAUGGCGUAGACAGACAUACGAGGGCAAAUUUACACAUGCUGGGUUAGAAUCCAAUAUCCUUGCGGAGAAUAUGGAUGAACUUGGUGGCGAGUAGUUGGCAAAGCAAGCCGACUGGCUUGCUUAUCUAUUUCAGUCAUCUUCAGGGGAGUGUACGAUUUUAUGGUGACCGAGCACUUAAGGGAUUAGAAUGGCGCUUGAUAUUUCUCACACUUUCUUCCCUCUUUUUUGUCUUUUUGUGAUCACUUCAAUGAGCUAAAUGGUUUAUGUUACUUUGAAUGCUUGGAGGCGCUUUCCCUAAUUAUGGGUAUUUUAAAGGAGGGGAUCUCACAUAUCUUCCUGAAUUAUGAGCGAUGUACAUGGUGUCGAGCUAUUGUGGCGGGUAGCCAGUGUGGCUUUUUUUUUAUGAUAUUCUUUUUAUUUUAUUUUUUUGGUUUUGUAUCAUACGAUAGCAUUUAUAUCGUGAUUGCAUGCUCUGGAGUCUUUGCGAUACAAUUAAUAGAAAUUGAACUCUCUAGA